AUGGACCCCCAGAAACAGCUUCAGUCCCUUUCGGACGAGUUUGACCAGCUGCAGACCGAACUCGAGGGUCUUGUCGAUGCCCGUCAGAAGCUUGAGUCGCAGCAGCAAGAGAAUCAGGGUGUUCAGGCUGAGUUCAAUCAGUUGGACGAGGACUCCAACAUUUACAAGCUCGUCGGACCCGUACUCUUGAAGCAAGAUAAGACCGAAGCUACCAUGGCAGUCAACGGCCGCCUGGAGUUCAUUGAGAAGGAAAUCAAACGAAUUGAAAAGGAGAUCGAAGACAAGCAGGAAUUAGGUGAGAAGAAGCGCGCCGAGGUCAUGGCAAUUCAAGCCCAAGCUCAGCAGCAAGCUGCCCCUGCCUCCGCGUGA
This is a messenger RNA of Penicillium maclennaniae, 369 nucleotides long. Its product is annotated as tubulin-binding prefolding complex subunit YKE2. Bases 1 to 369 code for a protein of 122 amino acids. The transcript is spliced from 4 exons. Gene Ontology annotation, cellular component: prefoldin complex; cytoplasm. Gene Ontology annotation, molecular function: protein-folding chaperone binding. NCBI's taxonomy places the organism in Eukaryota, Fungi, Ascomycota, Eurotiomycetes, Eurotiales, Aspergillaceae. Gene Ontology annotation, biological process: protein folding; chaperone-mediated protein complex assembly. The record is from RefSeq and is a predicted model, not a curated record.